AUGAGCUUUGGGUUUGGUAUCGGGGACUUCCUCGCGGUUAUCCAACUCGCUAACAAGACUCGAAAAGCAUUUGUCGAUGCGCCUAUUCAAUUUAAGAGCAUUUCUAAUGAAGUCAGAAGCCUCUCUCUCGUACUACAGGAUGUAGAGAUCGACAUAUCCGCAAAGGAGCUUAGCAGUCAGCAACAGGCUGAGCUACAAGAGAUAUCAACUGGUUGCAACGAGGCCCUUGCCGACAUUUUGAAGAAAAUUGAGGACUACACGGAGCUGUCGCCAACAAAUGAUGCAAAACGAAACAUCACCAAGCGGGUGUGGAAACGCCUGAAAUGGGAACCAAGCGACAUCCAAGAACUCCGCCUUCGAAUAAGCACCAAUAUCGCACUCCUGACUGCAUUCAAUGGACAAAUAAUAAAACGCAGCGUGGGAAAACUGGUGCAGCAUCAAGACGAGGUAGAGCGCCAGAAAAUCCUUGAUUGGAUUUCGCCGUCAAAUUAUGCCACUCAGCAAAGUGAUUACAUUGGUCGACGCGAGGAAGGUACUGGGCAGUGGUUUCUGGACUCAUCUGAAUUUGAAGAUUGGAUCUCCGGUUCAAAACAAACGCUUUUCUGUCCUGGUAUUCCAGGUGCCGGGAAAACAAUUCUAGCGUCGAUCGUGAUCGAUGAGCUCUAUGAUCGAUGCGGAAAUGGAAGUGAGGACAUUGCUAUUGUAUAUCUCUACUGCAAUUUUAAGCGGCACGAUGAGCAAAGCGCUGUCGAAAUGUUAUCAAGCAUUUUGAAACAAUUGGCGCAGUCACAGUCGUCGUUGCCUAGUAGCAUCCAAGAGAUGUAUGCUAAACAUGUGACUAAAGGAAUAAGACCUUCAAUGGGUGAAAUACGCAAGACCAUACAACAACUAUCACAGCAAAGCGACUUUGCAAAGGUUUACAUUGUAAUUGACGCUUUGGAUGAGUGUCGGGUGGAUGAUGGAUCGCGAACAAAACUCUUGCAUGCGAUCUUCGAACUUCAAGAUGCUUGCAACAUAAACUUUCUCGCUACUUCCCGGGUUAUUCUUGAAAUAACUGAAAUGUUCAAAGAGAAGCCAACGAUUGAGAUCCGUGCUAGCACGGCAGAUGUCAUGCGAUAUCUUCAGGGAAAUUUGGAAAUUCUCCCAGCAUUUGUUUCACGAAAUCCGGAAUUGCAAAUGGAGAUUUCAACGGAGAUAACUAGAGCUGUAGAUGGGAUGUUCCUCCUCGCCCAGCUUUACCUCAACUCUUUGGUCGGGAAAAGGUCACCAAAAGCAAUCAGAUCCGCGUUGAAAGACAUAUCUUCAAGUACAAAUCAAUACGAUUCCGCCUAUGGCGCUGCAAUGAAACGAAUCCAAGGACAGGUGUCUGAUAAAACAGAAUUGGCCAUGCAAGUUCUCGCAUGGGUUACUUGUGCUAAGAGACCGCUCACUACGGUGGAGCUGCAAAUUGCACUAGCAGUCGAAAUAAACGAACCAGACUUUGAGGAGGGCAAUCUCUCCGAUCUAAUUGACAUAGUCUCAGUCUGUGCCGGCUUAGUGACGAUCGAUGAACAAAGCGACGUCAUUCGACUAGUGCAUUAUACAACCCAGGAAUUCUUCCAGCGCAAUCAAUCAACUUGGUUCCCAAAUGCAAGCUGUUAUAUUGGCGGCAUCUGCGUGACAUAUUUGUCAUAUGGUAUUUUCAAAACAGGACAUUGCCACACAGAGGAAGAUUUCAUAUCGCGCAGAGAUGACUAUCCCUUUGUACUUUAUGCAGCUUCUUUCUGGGGUAGUCAUAUCCAAGAGUGCGAAGCGGACGGGAAAGCAUCUAUAGAUGAGGAAGCAAUUAUUGCACUGCUGCUAGACGGACCGAAAGUCAGCUCCUGUGUGCAGUUCAUGUGCUCCGCUGAUCGCCGGCUCCCCCCAUACGAGGCCAAUAUUAAGAAUAAUGGCUAUCCACUAAUCACCACGCAGCUUGCUACAGGUAUGCAUCUUGCAGCUUACUUUGAAUUGCUUGAUGUGACCCGAAAGUUGAUUUCAGUUGGCGGUUCAGUGGACUGCGUGGAUGCUGCUGGAAUGACCCCUUUGUCAUGGGCAGCACAACGGAACCACCCGGAUGCCGUCACAUUACUCCUAGAAAAUGGCGCAAAUCCGAACAUCAAGGACAACCGAGGCACAACAUCCCUGUUUUUUGCAGCCAGGUGCGGUCAUGAACGAGUACUGCAGUUACUACUCGAAGCAAACGGUGAUUUGCUGUAUGACAAUGUGGGUCGACCCCUACUUCAUGCUUCAGCCAUGAGUGGAUCAGAGGAGGUUACCCGUUUUCUUUUGAAGCAAGGGCUUGCCGCACAUGCAAAAGAUAACAGAGGCCACACUCCGUUAUUCCUAGCGGCUUUAGAAGGUCAUUUGAAUCUGGUGCAGCUUUUUAUUGACUGGAAUCGGGAUAUUGAUACCCAAGAUAUUGAAUUGGAUGCGUCGAUGACGGUGGCGGCGCGGAAUGGCAAUGAGGCAAUAGUUCAAUUUCUCUUGGACAGGGGUGCUGAUCCCAAUAAUUUCCAUUUUCGCAAUAUGACCCCACUCAUGCACGCAACAGCAUCAGCCAAUGUGUCGGUAGUACAACUGUUGUUAGAGUUGGGUGUUGAUUUGGAGAUCAAAGACAACAAGGGUCUGACCGCACUGAGUCACGCAGCAAGGUGUAGGAAUACAGAAGCAGUGAUUCAGCUCCUCCUAGAGAAGGGCGCCGACACCAACACUAAGGACAAUGAUAGUCGUGGUGUGGUUUUCUACGCAGCCUCGGAGAACAGAUAUAACAACCUGACUGCUCUUUUUACUUCGACUAAUAUCAGGAACAUUCACCAGCCCGAUCUACAUGGCCGAACACCUCUACAUGUUGCUGCAACCCGCGGUCAUUUACAAUCAGUUCUUACACUUCUGAAAAGCGAUGGUGUGGAUUCUGAAGCUCAAGAUAAGUUCGGUCGCACACCACUAUCCGACGCUAUUGUGCGAAAGAGAUUUGAUGUGGUGAAAGCCCUUGAGACAUUUUCCGAGACAAGCUCUCAAGUGACAGUUGGGCCAGUAGUUGAAGCCACCUCUCAACCGGUGGUGCAUGUACUUUGUGAUAUUUGUGGUGUUGAUAUAUUGAAGGGCGAGGCUUUCUACUAUUGUAUCAUUUGUAGUGGAGGGGACUUUGAUAUCUGCGAAGUGUGCUAUUAUCUCGGGGCACGAUGCCUGGAUUUCUCACAUGAGAUGGAGUUACGGCACGAAAGAGGAUUUGCCCUAUGGUAG
Penicillium hordei is the source of this 3264-nucleotide messenger RNA. RefSeq lists its product as uncharacterized. The coding region runs from base 1 to 3264 and encodes 1087 amino acids. The transcript has 3 exons. Gene Ontology annotation, cellular component: cytoplasm. Gene Ontology annotation, molecular function: protein binding. Lineage: Eukaryota; Fungi; Ascomycota; Eurotiomycetes; Eurotiales; Aspergillaceae. The record is from RefSeq and is a predicted model, not a curated record.